UGUGGGAGCGCCGGCGUGUCCCGAAUUGAAAAAAAGUCCACGUUUUGUUUCAGACACGAGGCUCGUUUCAAGCAACGCAUGCUGGAGCUGACCGACACCAACAACACCGCCUACUUGUUUCUUUCUGCUGCCAACCGCUGGCUGGAGGUCCGCACGGACUACCUAGGAGCUGUGAUCGUGCUGGCGGCGGCCGGGGCGUCCAUCUGGGGUUCCCGUUGUGGUCAACCUUCUGGGGGUCUGGUGGGCCUCGCUCUUACCUACGCCCUGACUGUUACUAACUACCUGAACUGGGUGGUGAGGAACCUGGCAGACUUGGAGGUCCAGAUGGCGGCGGUGAAGAAGGUCAACAGCUUCCUGGGUACGGAGUCUGAGAACUACGAGGGAUCCAUGGACUCCUCUCAAGUCCCGGAGAACUGGCCCAAAGAUGGCGAGAUCAAGAUCCAGGACCUGUGCGUGCGCUACGACCCCAUGCUGAAGCCCGUGCUCAAACACGUCAACGCCUACGUCCAGCCGGGCCAGAAGGUGGGAAUCUGCGGCCGCACGGGCAGCGGCAAGUCCUCUCUGUCCUUGGCCUUCUUCAACAUGGUGGACAUUUUUGAAGGGAAGAUCGUCAUCGACGGGAUCGACAUCUGCAAACUUCCUCUGCAGACACUCCGGUCUCGCCUGUCCAUCAUCCUGCAGGACCCCGUCUUGUUUAGCGGCUCCAUUAGGUUUAAUCUGGAUCCAGAGCAGACGUGUAAUGAUGAGCGCCUGUGGGAGGCGCUAGAGAUCGCUCAGCUGAAGAACAUGGUGAAGGCACUGCCAGGAGGACUUGAUGCGGUGGUGACGGAGGGCGGAGAGAACUUCAGCGUGGGUCAGAGGCAGCUCUUCUGUUUGGCUCGAGCGUUUGUCCGCAAGAGCAGCAUCCUCAUCAUGGACGAGGCCACCGCCUCCAUCGACAUGGCAACGGAGAACAUCUUGCAAAAAGUGGUGAUGACGGCGUUCGCGGACCGCACUGUGGUGACCAUCGCUCACCGGGUCCACACCAUCCUCACAGCGGACCUGGUCAUCGUCAUGAAGCGGGGCAACAUUCUGGAGUACGACAAGCCCGAGACCCUCCUGGAGCAGGAGGACGGGAUGUUUGCGUCCUUCGUCAAGGCCGACAUGUAGACUGGUUGGAGCUGAUCAUGAACCGGGUUGGCGGCUGAAAUCCUCCACCUGUGUCAGCAGAGACAUGGUGGACGGGUCCAGAACCGCCGUGAAUCAGCAGCACCCGGCCAUGAUUUAGUUUUAUUCCUAGUUUCACUUUGACAAUAUCUUUUUUUUUUUACCUUGAGCAGCACAUGUUUGAUUAUUCAGCACUUGUACGAUGAUGCAAUACUUGUACGAUGAUGCAAUACUUGUACGAUGAUGCAAGACCAACUUGCAUUAAAGUCUUUUAUAA
Messenger RNA from Entelurus aequoreus (snake pipefish), 1423 nucleotides. RefSeq names its product ATP-binding cassette sub-family C member 9-like. The transcript has 10 exons. The annotation marks the transcript as partial. NCBI's taxonomy places the organism in Eukaryota, Metazoa, Chordata, Actinopteri, Syngnathiformes, Syngnathidae. Gene Ontology annotation, molecular function: ATP binding; ATP hydrolysis activity; ABC-type transporter activity. The record is from RefSeq and is a predicted model, not a curated record. Gene Ontology annotation, biological process: transmembrane transport. Gene Ontology annotation, cellular component: membrane.